AGCAUGGAUGUGGACGUUGAGGGGAUUAUCCAGUGCAUCAAGCAGGGAGAUGAAAAUGGUGUCCAGAUACAACUGCAGGAGUUCAACAAAGAGUACGCCCAGUGCUUCUUCUUCGAUGCAGAGGAAAGGGAACGACAGAAACAAAGAAGACUAGAAGAGUUCAGGAAGAAUAAAGUGAGGGACUAUGCCGAUUCGGACUCUGACGGGGAGGACUACGAACAGGAGAAUCGAGGUCUCCUCCUCAGACAGAAUUUAGCUGUGGUCCUCGUAAGGUUCAUCAAAUCAGGAAUCAAAGGACACCUGCUGAGAGUGUGUCUGCGCACCCUGAGGAUCCUGUCCCGAGACAAAAAGAUCCUCAGCCCCCUGGUGACCGACAGCACGCUCCUGAAUCUGGCCAAACUAGCGGGGCUGACCACGAGUGAUGUCAGCGAGGAGCCCACCGACCCCGACAGUGAAUUCUACGAUAACAUCAUCGCGUCCCUGGCAGAGGCCAAAGUGCUGCAGGGCCAUGCCUACGAGGAGGAAGGCGAAGCCGAGGAGUACCUCCCCAUCGACGAGGAAUCCAGAAGUGAGACCAACAGCGGAGAACUGGACAACAUCAGCUGGUCUGGGAGCCACAGGACCAGCAUCAACGAAAUGCACAAAGGGGGCACCCAUCAGAACGUGCUGGAGCGAGGGAAGAGGGACCGCCGAGAGAGCAAGAUGGAUAGAGAGGAAGAGGAGGAGGACGGGGCCCACGAGGAGGAGGCGCUCAGGAAAGAAGCCAUGAAAGUGCUGUGCAACGUGGUGUACAACAGCACCUGGGCACAAGAGAGGUUCAGUGGUCUCAGGCUCCUGAGUGGUCUCAUUGAGCGUCUGUCCUCCAGCGUCAGCUGGUCCACUCCGUCCAGCCUCCAGUUCUACGAGCUGCGCCUCAUGUUUCUCGUCACUGCACUGCGACCCGAGCUGAGCGCUCAACUUCAACAGGUAGCAAGGCCGGAGGUCCUGUCUGUGAGACGGUUAAUUGUCAUCACGAGAAAAUGUGACGCUUUACCUGGUAUCCUCCCUCAGGAGGGAGGGCUGCCAAUCCUCACCGCGGCCCUGGAGAGCUGCCUGGAGGUGCAGUGGAAGGAGCAGUACGAGUGUGUGCUGGACCGUGCGGCACCACCCAUAUCUCUGGAAGCGUCUCAGCGGAUCAUGGAGAUCCUCAAAAUUCUCUUCAACAUCACCUACCGGACCCACAGGCAGGAGCCGAGUGAGGAAGUUGCAGCUCUGUGUCGACACCUGGUGGCGAUUCUGCGCAUCUGCCUGCUCAGGAAGUGUUUGCUGUCGGACGAUACUGACGAGCUGCAGGGCCACACAGUCAACCUGCUGUCAGCGCUGCCUCUCCAGUGUCUUGACGUGCUGCUGGUGGCGCCUCUGGAGCCAGACUCCAAGCAAAGUGUGGGUGUCAAUAUGGACUGUGUCCACGCCCUGCUGAUGUUCAUGGAGAGACGCCUGGAGCUGGGUGAUAAGAUCAAAGAGAAGGUGACGCCGAUCCUCAAUCUGCUGACAGAGAGCUGCAGGGCUCACAGAGAAACACGCCUCUACAUCAGGAAACAUAUUCUGCCUCCCCUGAGAGAUGUAUCACACAGGCCAGAGGAUGGCUCCACAGUGAAGAAUCGUCUGGUCCGUCUCAUGACUCAUCUCGACACAGACCUCAAACAUUGUGCUGCUGACCUCAUCUUUGUCCUCUGCAAGGAAAAUGUGAGGCGUUUUGUCAAGUACACAGGUUAUGGGAACGCCGCGGGCCUGCUGGCCACCAGAGGUUUGCUCGGAGGUCAGAGCCCCGGGGCCUACAACUCCAGUGUCCAGUAUUCCAGCGACUCGGAUUCCGACACGGAGGAGUACCGGCAGGCCAAAGACCGCAUCAACCCGGUGACAGGGCGGGUGGAGGCAGAGCAGCCAGACCCUAUGGAGGGCAUGACAGAGGAGGAGAAGGAGGAGGAGGCCAAGAGGCUGAUCAUGCUCUUCAACAGGCUGUCCAGGGAAAGCAUCAUCCAGCCCAUGGGAGUGAAUGCAGAAGGGAAGCUUGUCCCGAUAAUGGGACUUGCAGAAAACUCCCUUUCUGACGAAGCAAAGCCUGAGACAGAGAAGGAUGGAGAUGCGGAGGAAGAAAACUGA
Messenger RNA from Menidia menidia (Atlantic silverside), 2142 nucleotides. The record is from the annotation of a GenBank genome assembly. NCBI's taxonomy places the organism in Eukaryota, Metazoa, Chordata, Actinopteri, Atheriniformes, Atherinopsidae.